Messenger RNA from [Torrubiella] hemipterigena, 1008 nucleotides. The record is from the annotation of a GenBank genome assembly. Lineage: Eukaryota; Fungi; Ascomycota; Sordariomycetes; Hypocreales; Clavicipitaceae.
AUGCCUUCUCUUUCCUCUGUCCUGGCCUGUGCCUCUCUGGCCAGGGCCGUCGUUGUCCCCUCUCCAGACACCUUCCACGAGUUCACCCUCAACGCCAGAUACAUCCCUGCUGCCAAGAUUGGCUCACUUGCGGCCCGCGGUGGGCAACCUCUGGGUCUUCACACCACACCUGAGACGACAGGUAGUACUCUUGAUGCCAAGUCGACUCGCUGGAACCAUACCGCCAGCAGCAGCGCCAAACUCGUCGACGGCGCCACCUGGAAGGACCACUACGUCGACGGAGCCGGCUCCGGUGCUAGCGGUACCGUCUACACGGACGCCGUCUCUGUCGGCGGCGUCUCCAUGACCAGUCAGGCCGUUCAGCCUGCGACUGAAGCUUCCAAUCCCGGUGCCGCAGGCUACUUUCAGUUUCCUGUUUCCGGCAUCAUUGGCUUUGCCUUUGACAAGCGCAACAUUGUCAAGCCUACCAAGCAAAAGACCUUCUUCUCCAACAUUAAGAGCAACCUGAAGAAGCCAGUCUUCACCGCCGACCUCAAGCACGCAGCUGGUGACGGCACCUUUGGCUUCGGCUUUAUCGAUACCGCUCUUUACACCGGUGACAUCACCUACACCAACGUCGACUCGGUCACCGGCUCGUGGACCAUGAACUCGACUGGGUACGCCAUUGGCACUGGCGACUUUGUCAAGACCACCGUCACUGGAUUCGUCAACACUGGCUCCAACGUUCUCACCCUCCCUAUGGACGUCUACAAGGCCUACACCAAGGCCAUCACCGGCUCCACCACAGAUUGCACCACCAAGUUUCCCGACUUUUAUUUUGGUCUUGGCAGCGCCAAGAUCAAGAUUGCUGGUGAGCACUUGCGCGACAAGCAAGGCACGUUUUGCAGACUCAAGGUUCUUGACGGCGGCGCGAAAGCCAUCUUUGGCUCUCCCGCCAUGUUUAGCUCCCUUGUCAUCUUCGAGGACGAUGGUAAGCAGCCUCGCAUUGGCUGGGCUACGUCCAAGUAA